UCCGGUGGAGACGUGGCUCUGUGCUGCUGCCAUAUUGACGCUAGCUAGCUACCAAUCAUACUACCAGAAGUCAGCUGCACACUCGCACUUUGUUAUUCCAGAGUGGUUAUAAGUCCCCUUAAAGAAGAACACGCGAGAGACAGAAGACCUUUGUAACAUAGAGAGAGACCAAAAUGGUGCUGUUGGCAGCGGCGGUGUGCACCAAGGCCGGCAAGGCCAUUGUUUCGCGGCAGUUUGUGGAAAUGACUCGGACGCGCAUUGAGGGUCUCCUGGCCGCAUUCCCUAAACUGAUGAACACGGGAAAGCAGCACACCUUUGUGGAAACAGACAGUGUCCGCUAUGUGUACCAGCCACUUGAGAAACUCUACAUGGUCCUCAUCACCACCAAGAACAGCAACAUCCUGGAGGACCUAGAGACACUCAGACUCUUCUCCCGAGUGAUCCCAGAAUACUGCCGUGUGUUGGAGGAGAGUGAAAUAUCGGAGCACUGCUUUGACCUCAUCUUUGCCUUUGACGAGAUUGUGGCAUUAGGCUACAGAGAGAACGUCAACCUGGCUCAGAUACGCACCUUCACAGAGAUGGACUCUCAUGAGGAGAAGGUGUUCCGUGCCGUCAGAGAGACUCAAGAGAGAGAAGCCAAGGCAGAGAUGAGGAGAAAGGCUAAGGAGCUGCAGCAGGCGAGGAGAGAUGCUGAGCGCUCUGGAAAGAAAGUGCCAGCUUUUGGCGGUUUUGGCAGUGGUGGCAUGACCAGCGUUUCAUCAGGGUCCAUCAUCACAGACACCAUCGUCGAGCCAGAAAAACCCAAGAUCACACCCACUGCAGUCAGGCCAAGUGGUCCCAGUAAGGCUCUGAAACUGGGUGCUAAAGGUAAAGAGGUGGACAACUUUGUUGACAAGCUCAAGUCCGAGGGUGAAACCAUCAUACCUGCCAAGGGAAAGAGAGGCUCAGAUGUAUCAAAGGUUCUGCCGCCACCAGUCAAUGUGGAGAGUGUACAUCUGCGUGUGGAAGAGAAGAUCUUGCUGACCUGUGGUCGCGACGGUGGCCUACAGAACAUGGAGGUGCUAGGCAUGGUGACACUCCGAGUCACAGAUGACAAGAAUGGUCGCAUUAGGCUCAUCAUCAACAAUAAUGACAACAAAGGAUUGCAGCUGCAAACACAUCCCAAUGUGGACAAGAAGUUGUUUACAGCAGAGUCAGUGAUUGGCCUGAAGAAUCCAGAGAAGUCCUUCCCUCUCAACAAUGACGUUGGUGUGCUGAAGUGGAGACUACAGACCACAGACGAGUCCCUCAUACCUCUAACUAUAAACUGCUGGCCUUCAGAGAGCGGCACUGGCUGCGAUGUCAACAUUGAGUAUGAGCUGCAGGAGGAGAGCCUUGAGCUGAAUGACGUGGUCAUAAGCAUCCCUGUCCCAUCUGGGGUGGGAGCUCCACUUAUUGGUGACUUGGAUGGAGAGUACAAACAUGACAGCAGGCGAAACAUCCUGGAGUGGUGCCUACCUGUCAUCGAUGCCAACAACAAGACCGGCAGCCUGGAGUUCAGCAUUGCAGGGCAGCCCAACGACUUCUUCCCUGUCAAUGUGUCCUUUGUGUCCAAGCGCAACUACUGUGACAUCCAGGUUACCAAAGUGACCCACGUAGAUGGCGACAGCUCCGUUAGAUUUUCUUCAGAAACCUCCUUUGUUGUCGACAAAUACGAAAUCCUGUAAAAGAUAUCCAGAAAACAACGAAAUUUAAAAAAAAAUUACCAACAAAAAAAGUCCUAUGCUACAAAGAAAGAUUGAAGAUUUCUUGCCUGCCCACCCUGUAUACUAUUUCAGAGACUGUGUACAUCGACAGGACUACAUCAGCUCCCUGGUGAGGCCUCUUCCUGUGGUGGAGCAGAGCAGCGGUGGUGUAUUUAUAUGUUUGUAUGAGAGAGGAUCAUCUAUAUAUAGAGUUAAUUGAACAGGUUAACACACAAAAAAAGAAAACUACACUGAUGCUGUUGUGUUAGCCAAGCAGAGCAGUAAAGAGAACUUCAUACAAAGUAGAGGAUGACUGUGGGGGGUGGGGUGAUGGUGGGGGUGUGCCCGGGUAAGGUCAGUGUCGACUAGAAAGAACGCUGGUAGAUAAGUAUCCUCCUCAAACCUUUUCCUCCUUCACACUCACAUUGAAAUGGUCUUGAAUGGGGUUCUUUCCGUCUUUCAGAUUUCCUUUUCUAUCCUCUCAAUCAUUAUAAACCUGUUGCUCUUAAAUUGUUAAAAACGUGAUUUGCUCUGUUGUAAUCUCACUUCAGAUGAUUUUUUUUUUGAAAACACUUUUUUCAAAGGUAGGACAUUAUUUCUUUGCUGAAAAGCAGAAUACAGCUCUGUACUAAACAUUUUCUCUGUUCUGUCUGCGAGUAUCAUCAGCAAAACUGUGCCCUUUUAUCUUUAACUUUGGUAUUUUUUACUGUUUGCUGUAUAAUUUGUUUAUUCUGUUGAUCAUUCACCUGAAUAUUGGAAUUUGACAGUGAGAUCGGGACGUUGUAAGGGAUUCUCAGCUGCAGGGCAAAGUUAACUACCAGUAAAUACAUUUGACUUUUGCAUCUAUUGGAUGAUGUUUUUUUUGUCACAUGAUAGCAACCACUCCUCACUUUGUCAAAAGGAAAUGCCAUGUUUCACUCUGCUCCAUUUAAGCCCUGCUGAUCAGGUCCCCGGCGGUAUAAAAAGCUCUUUGAGUGCGGCCCAGAAACAACACAUGAGCGCCUAAUCUGACAUCAGUCCAUCUCAAAAGGCGUUGUAGAUCAGAGAUGAGAGUGGAUGCAAGUUGUUAUGAUGGCACAUCAGUAGAGCAGGGAUCACAGACUGUUGGCCUGAUAAUCAGCCUGAUCCACGUCACACAUGAAGAAUGCAAGGGGGAGCACUAAAGUCUGCUGCCGAGCCGACGUCCCUGUUCAUCCACCCAGUCAUCCUUUACUGAACAUUCUCACAGUACAUCAACAUUAUUCAAAAUUUUAAGUUUUUUCAUGUUUUGUUUGUAUUUUCCUCCCAUUUGUACUCCCCAAAUCUCAAUUUAGGAAUGGCUGUGUGGAUGUGGGGUUGAAAAUGGCUAUUUUGAGCAUUUUUAACUAAAUUACUGAAGGGGAAUCUUUACAUUCCAGUGUACAAUUAGGGGAAAAAAAAGAAACUUUAAUGGAAUAAAAUGUAUUAUUGAAAA
Messenger RNA from Solea senegalensis (Senegalese sole), 3177 nucleotides. Its product is annotated as coatomer subunit delta. Lineage: Eukaryota; Metazoa; Chordata; Actinopteri; Pleuronectiformes; Soleidae. Gene Ontology annotation, biological process: retrograde vesicle-mediated transport, Golgi to endoplasmic reticulum; endoplasmic reticulum to Golgi vesicle-mediated transport; Golgi localization. Gene Ontology annotation, cellular component: COPI vesicle coat; cytosol. The record is from RefSeq and is a predicted model, not a curated record. The transcript is spliced from 10 exons. The coding region runs from base 174 to 1706 and encodes 510 amino acids.